UCACAAGUUUACGUCUUUCCUUCUUCAACAAUGAAAGCAUCCUUGAUCUCUAGCCCUGUGCUUCCUGCUAGGCGGUUUUCGAUCCACCCUCCUUGCCGGAUACGAUCACUUGGACGUGUAAACAUGGAAGUUAGCGCAAGCAGGAAAGCGGAUGACCGAUAUUAUGAUGACCGAUAUUAUGACGGGAGGCUUGUGGACAAGAAUAUAAUAGUCCUAAGAAUGCGCAUUAAGGAGAUGAAAAUGAUGGAAACAAGCCACGAACCACCUUCAGAUUGGAUGGAGUGGGAGAAGAAGUACUAUGAACAUUACUACGAGGAUGUCUGUGAAGCUGUAGGGUUGUUACAGUCCUAUUUGAUGAAUACUAGGCCAUCUUUGGCGUUGGGGAUGGCGGCUCUCGUUGCGUUGAGUGUGCUCAUUUCAACUUUUGUGGUGAUGCUCAAUGUUAUAGAGAUAGCUAAGGGUGUUUUUUCUUUUGUUUCAUUUAGCUAG
This is a messenger RNA of Ilex paraguariensis (yerba mate), 489 nucleotides long. The record is from the annotation of a GenBank genome assembly. Lineage: Eukaryota; Viridiplantae; Streptophyta; Magnoliopsida; Aquifoliales; Aquifoliaceae.